This is a messenger RNA of Triplophysa dalaica, 1638 nucleotides long. RefSeq names its product cathepsin K-like. Gene Ontology annotation, cellular component: lysosome. The record is from RefSeq and is a predicted model, not a curated record. The transcript is spliced from 8 exons. Gene Ontology annotation, molecular function: cysteine-type endopeptidase activity. Gene Ontology annotation, biological process: immune response. NCBI's taxonomy places the organism in Eukaryota, Metazoa, Chordata, Actinopteri, Cypriniformes, Nemacheilidae. Bases 132 to 1136 code for a protein of 334 amino acids.
CUGUUUUUUUUUCCUUUAGGUGGAACUUCCUCAUUGCGGACACAUAAAAGGGAUCGUCAUCCAAAGAACUUUCAAAUCUGGAUCUGGACUCUUGCAACUGAACUUUAAGAAACCAUCAAACCCAGGGCAUAAUGUAUAAAUUUGGUGGCAUACCUCUGGUGGUGGUGAUGGUGUUGUUUGGUGUAGCUCACACUCUGAGUAAUGUUUCAUUGGAUGAAGCAUGGGAGAGCUGGAAAAUCACAUACAGGAGAGAGUACAAUGGUUUGGAUGAAGAGUCUAUCCGUCAAGCCAUUUGGGAGAAAAACAUGCUCUUUAUCGAGGCACAUAACAAAGAAUAUGAACUGGGGAUUCAUAGCUAUAAUCUGGGCAUGAAUCACUUUGGAGAUAUGACACUAGAGGAAGUGGCAGAGAAAGUAAUGGGACUGCAAAUGCCCAUGUACCGGGACCCCACAAACACGUAUGUGCCUGAUGACACCGUGGAGAGGUUGCCUAAAUCCAUUGACUACCGUAAACUGGGCUAUGUCACGUCUGUCAAAAAUCAAGGUUCAUGUGGCUCCUGUUGGGCCUUUAGCUCUGUAGGAGCUUUGGAAGGUCAACUGAUGAAGACCAAAGGUAAACUAAUGGACCUUAGUCCUCAGAACCUGGUGGACUGUGUGACUGAAAAUGAUGGCUGUGGUGGAGGGUAUAUGACAAACGCAUUCAAGUAUGUCACAGACAACAAGGGCAUUGAUUCGGAGGAAAGCUAUCCUUAUGUUGGAGUGGAUCAGCAGUGUGCCUACAACGUGUCAGGAAAGACAGCUGGCUGCAAGAGAUAUAAAGAGAUUCCUCAGGGUAAUGAGAAGGCACUGGCUGCUGCUGUGGCAAAGGUGGGCCCUGUGUCAGUGGGCAUAGAUGCCAUGCAGUCCACCUUCCUGUACUACAAAAGCGGUGUGUACUAUGAUCCCAACUGUGAAAAAGUUGAUGUCAACCAUGCAGUGCUCGCUGUUGGUUACGGAGCCACACCGAAAGGCAAAAAGUACUGGAUUGUGAAGAACAGUUGGGGUGUGGAGUGGGGAAAGAAGGGCUUUGUCCUGAUGGCUCGUAACCGUAACAAUGCCUGUGGCAUUGCCAGCCUGGCGAGUUUCCCGAUCAUGUGAAAAGUGGAUGGCAAGAGGAAGUAAGAAACUCAAAAGGGACCAAAUCUGUCUGCUACUGAGCAACGCCACAAGGGACCCAGACACUGUUAUUAAUACACUCUUACAUCAAAUCAUUGUUGGGUCAAAUUUAAACAUUCUUUAAAAUGUUUUUUUCUUUUUUAAUGAAUAUUAUCCCAUCAAACCCUGGUGUAUCAGCUCUUUUCUACAACAUUUGAUGUGUCUAAAGUGGUUUUGAUUUUGUGUAUACAGUCGUUUAAACUUUUUAUUAUUUUCUAAUGCCCCUGGUGGGAUCUGUUUUCUGAACACUUUUUUAUGAUGUUUUGAUUUCUAAAUUAGUUUACUUUACCUGGGUAUACAGUAAUAGUACCUUACAAUAACAUUUAUAUAUAACUGACAUAAGACAUCAUUAAUAAUUUAUGUAAUGACCACUCUAAUUAAUUAAUUCAAGUCAGUACCAUCCUCUGUACAGAAACACUAUACAAAAUAAACUUUUUGGAAUAAA